AUGAAUCAGCCCGAUACCAAACAAGUCUCUUCUAAAACAAAUACGCCUAUUCCUUGUAAAAUAUUGCCACACUCAGCAUUUACGACAUCACUACGCGGCCGUCCUGUUGUGUUCAGUGCUCAGCAUGUUGAUGACCUCAGUAGAAAACUUCCAACUGGCAAAACUGAACGUAGACACUUGCGAGUUGAUGAAGGCAGUCUACAAAUGACUAAUGAUCCAAACAGUGUAUUUUAUCGGCUUUUAAGUGAACAAUUACAAAACACAACUUCAACUGAUACUCGUUCAACAUAUGAAAAGGAAAAAUUGAAACCAUUUGAACAAUAUGGUCCAGAACUUGUUGAAUUUCUUAAAGACAGAGAAGGUAAUCUGAAAUCAAAAUACGACAAAGUUUUUAUCACUUAA
Messenger RNA from Rotaria sp. Silwood1, 402 nucleotides. The record is from the annotation of a GenBank genome assembly. NCBI's taxonomy places the organism in Eukaryota, Metazoa, Rotifera, Eurotatoria, Philodinida, Philodinidae.